Cucurbita moschata (crookneck pumpkin) is the source of this 2837-nucleotide messenger RNA. Its product is annotated as nuclear pore complex protein NUP88-like. The record is from RefSeq and is a predicted model, not a curated record. Lineage: Eukaryota; Viridiplantae; Streptophyta; Magnoliopsida; Cucurbitales; Cucurbitaceae. The transcript is spliced from 9 exons. Gene Ontology annotation, molecular function: structural constituent of nuclear pore. Bases 110 to 2554 code for a protein of 814 amino acids. Gene Ontology annotation, cellular component: nuclear pore. Gene Ontology annotation, biological process: protein import into nucleus; ribosomal small subunit export from nucleus; mRNA export from nucleus.
CGUUUAAAGCAGACACCCCUCCAGAACGAAAAAUAGAGGUUACUGAGACGAACAGAGCACUCACCGGAAUCGAAAGCAAAAUUGGCGGUAUUAACAUUCCCAAACGACAAUGAGGUACAAUUUCGACCUGAACGAAGCUGAUUCUGAUCCGCGUCGAUCUCUAAUCCCCAAACUAGACGUCGAUUGGGUUCCUCUCACGACUCACCCCGUUUUCACUCCCUCCGCCGUCGACUAUGGCGGUUCUGCUGCUCCGCCUCUCAGAAAUCUUCUGGCCUGGGAUGGUGCCUCUCGUCUCUAUUUCUGGGACUCCACCAAACUCUGCUUGCACCGGAUUUCCAUCCGCCUCGGAGAACCCGAACCCACCUCCGUCCUCGCCGCUUCCCCCUCUAAAGUGCUGCAACCCGAUGUACAGCUCGACUUUGUGGUGCAUAAGAUUUCUAUCAAUAAGAAUGGAUCGGCAUUGGCCCUUGUGGGUCCUGGUGGGUUGUGCAUAAUGCACCUCUACGGUCACAGUUCUACCAGAGAUAACAACACUAUCAUCUGUAGGACUGUUAGAGUUGGUCCGCAAAUCUACUAUGGUGGUCAUGAUGUCAUACGCACGCUUCAAGUUUCUUGGCACCCAUAUAGCAACUUCCACCUUGGAAUCCUUUCAUCUGAUUCUGUUUUCAGGCUUUUCAAUCUGUCUUCGGAUAUUGUGCAACCAGAGCAAGAAUAUUAUAUACAGCCAGUGGAACCUGGUCAAUCUAAUAAUGCCACUUCAAUCUGUCCGGUUGGUUUUUCAUUUGGGGGAGAUCACUUGUGGGACAAGUUCAGUGUGUUUGUUUUAUUCAGUGAUGGUUCAAUUUACAUCCUCUGCCCAGUUGUUCCAUUUAAAAGUGUUUACGUGUGGGAAUCUAUAUUGGAGAUUUACAAUGAUGCUCAGUCUUCUGGGCUAAAAUCAGCCAAUCCAACGGCUGUCAGUAAUUCUAGUCUUGCAAUUUCUUGGUUGGAAGAAACUUUUCCAAAUUUAGUUCGAGCACCAGAUGGAGGAGAUAUGUCAGUGAUAGUUGCCCAUCCUUGUGCUUUAUUUGAUGCGUCAAUUGCAUUGCAGGGGCCUUUGUGGAGAGCAUGUAAUAAUGGAAAUGAAGAAGAUAUAUCAAUUAAAGGUGCAGAAUGUGAAGGAGGUGCAGUAAGUUUGCUGUAUAAUCUAAUCAGUAAAGACUCAGUUCUCGUGACAGCAUGGAGUGGUGGGCAACUGCAGAUAGAUGCCCUUGCAGAUGAAGUUCAACCUGUCUGGAACGUUGGUAGUUCUCCACGUGUACGUGUUGAUCCGAAUGACAAUAUUCUUGGUCUUGGUAUGAUAUGCGAAUUGAUUACAGGGAAGCUCUCAAAGGUGAAGCUUGAUCAACCACUUGAUCAUACAGUUUGGUUGGGGCUUCCACCCCCUUUGCUGAGACUGGCUAUAGUAGAUCUGGCCCUUCCAAAAAAAAUGGAGAGAGAUUCUCUUAUAACGAUGUUUGUUGAUAAACUUAUGGAUCAAAGAAUUUUUGCUCUUCACAAUGGAGGUAUAGACUCGAUUAUAUUGCAUUUUCUUCCAUUCACAAGUCAAAGCAGAGGACAGGACCCGAUAAUGAGAACUCCCUCUGUGCAUUCUGUUCUGAAUACCUGCUGCCAGGGAGACACCUCCAACCCAUUUCCACUUUGUGGUUUUGCCUCGUUAUCUGAUUCAUUUGGAUACUCUUGGAUUGUGGGAGUCACCUUUUCUCAAGAAUGCAUUGUCCUAGAGAUGAAGACUUGGAACCUUCUAGUCCCAGUUCAGGUUAGCAAUUUCCUAAAUGAGGGACAAUCAGCUGCAGCAGUGACAGGGGAGAAAAGUGAAAGCGAAAGAUCUGAAAUUAUAAGCAAAGAUCUUCUUGGCGGACCUAAGGUAGUUCUCCUUCCUCAGUCAUCAUCAAAUAUGCGUUCUGUGACUGCCGAUUCCAUUGAAGGUCGGUCCAUGCUUCAUCAGUAUUUCAAGCUCUUCCAUGAAAAUUAUGUGGAGUAUGCACACUCGGUGUACUAUGAGCUCAAGCAGCAUGGGCCCAGGUUGAAGAGAUUAAAUGACGAUCAGCAAACUCGUUUAAGAGAGGCACAACAAAAGCUCUUAAAAGUAGAGGGUAAACAGCAAGUAUUGGACGACAGGAUAGAAAGUGCUAUCAAACUGCACAAUGUUCUGGAAGAGCGGAUACAUCGGUUGAAGAACUUGCCAGGAGCUCACAAAAAGCCGUUGUCCAAAGCAGAAAGAGAGUUUAAAUCUACACUUGACCACUUUACAGGCGUUGAGUUGGACGCUUUGCGUAUUUCAAUGGAUACAGUAACUGCAAGACUAAGGAGGUUUAAAAAUUCUUCAAAGAACAACAACAAUGGAGUGAAUCAACAACAGAAAAUGUACAGGAGAAGCACAUAUGUUCAAGGCUCUCAGAUCUCCCAACUCAAAUCAUCGCUUGAGAAACUCUCCCUCCUCAACGCUGAGAACACUAAAAAGGUUAAGCUAGUUGAAUCUGCCAUAAAAAGCAAGGAGAGGAACGGAUACUGAUACUCAUAUCUUUUCUCUGUAUUUGAAUGUAUAAAUGGUGUUGCAAUUGACGUCUCUGACUAAUACUGUAAAGAAGACUGUGUCAGACCCCAAAAACUGCAGACUCAAGUCAAAUCAUCUGAAUUUUGAAGCCUGGAGAACCUCUGGGCAGAAGAUAUGUGGGUGGGUGGGUAGAAGAAGCCAGUGUUUGAUUGGCUACAAAAAUUGGUACUCUUGGAGAAGGGGCCGAGAGAAGUGAUAUAUAUAUAUAAUUUUUGUAUUGGCAAUUCAUUGGCUUGUACUA